Seriola dumerili (greater amberjack) is the source of this 748-nucleotide messenger RNA. It is a transcript of the gene mis12, whose product is annotated as MIS12, kinetochore complex component. The transcript is spliced from 2 exons. Bases 16 to 705 code for a protein of 229 amino acids. Gene Ontology annotation, biological process: protein localization to kinetochore; mitotic cell cycle; kinetochore assembly. Lineage: Eukaryota; Metazoa; Chordata; Actinopteri; Carangiformes; Carangidae. The record is from RefSeq and is a predicted model, not a curated record. Gene Ontology annotation, cellular component: nucleus; chromosome, centromeric region.
CGUCAGAGAUUCAACAUGGCGCGGGAAACCCGGGAAGAAAAUGAAAUGGAUGUAGGCGGAAAGCUCGAUGCAGAGAUGGACAGUCUUUCUCCGUCAUAUUUAAAACUGUACGAGGCACAGUUUUUCGGUUUUACUCCCCAGACCUGCAUGUUACGGGUCUACAGCGCCUUUCAGGACUGCCUGUAUGACAUUUUACCCGUGGUGGAGAAGGUCUGUGUAAGGCAGCUGAGUAGAGGCGAGUCGGAAGGGGCCGACGAGCUGCUCCGGGCUCGGGCCAGGGAGUGCAGCCGGAAGCUACAACAGUUCCUCGAAGAGCGGUUCAAGCAGCUGGCGGAGCGGAUGGAGGCCCUGCUGGUCAACCGCUGCUUCUCCGUGCCGCCAAAUGUCCUGCUGCCCGACGACCAGUCACACAAAAACUGCCCCCAAGACUUACAGGAGGUGCUGAAGCUGGAGUCGUCCCUGGCAGACCUCCAGAGAGCAUAUGAAGCAGAAGUUUGUGCCAGACAGGCCCUGCUAGCCGAACUGGAGGAGCAGAAGGAGGUGCAGAAGCAGCUGGAUGGGAUCCUGACGUGGGUCAGAGAGCUGCAGGCGGCCUGGGUGAAAGAAGGUAACGGCAACUUCCAUGAAAGUUUCCGACUGGCGAUUGAGUCAGUAAAGAAACUGCAGGAGGCCGUCGGAGAGGUCUACAACAAAGGGCCUCACUGAACUGAUGUUGUGGAAAUUCUGCAAUAAAGUGAAUUCGCAAAUA